UGAACAUAAAAAUCAUUCGGUAAAAUUAUAGUACUGCAUAGUUGAAAUGGCGUCGACCUUUACCGCAGAGCCGUCAUCGGCGAUGAAAGAAUCUCCAAAUUGGCUGGAAAUGCCUGACGAAGUGAUGGUAAAUAUAUUCCAAAGAUUGCCUACCAUAGAAAUACUCAACAGCGCAAGGAAAGUAUGUACAGCUUGGCUGAAAAUUUGCAAGUAUCCGGCGAUGUGGAAAGUCAUUAAUAUGGUCAAACGGCAUGCUAAAGAUUGGGGCCUGGGAAAGGCGCUGACUAUGGAACUAGUCGAUCUCAGCUGUGGGGAACUGAUCGAUAUCAGCAUCGACUGGUUUGGCUCCGACGAACUCCUUGAUCACAUUGUGCAACGCUCAAGAAACCUGAAACGUCUUUGUCUUGUGAAUUGCUUCGGUAUCACGGGUGGUGCAUUGAGUCUUGCAGUCGAGAGGUUACCACAAUUGGAGGAACUUCACCUUCUUAACACACGUAUCAAUGCACAAGCCGUUGAAGUAAUUGGACGUAAUUGCCCUCAGCUCAAAUACUUCAAGAUGAGUAAAGUGUUCAGUGAGAGCUUUGACGAUCAUGCCCUUGCCAUUGCAGAUAACAUGCCUGAGUUACGUAAUUUGGACGUAUCUGACACUGAGCUGAAAAAUGAUGGACUUGAGGCCAUUGUUAAUGGAUGCCCUCACCUCGAGUCCCUAGAUGUUCGGAUGUGUUAUAACCUUGAUCUUGGUGGGUCUUUAGGAAAGUUAUGCCAGGAAAGGAUCAAAGAUUUUAAGCACAGCCCUACACAAAACCGCCCAUUCUAUCAUCAUAUUUCUUAUUUGGAAGAUGACAUGUAUGAUGACUUUUCAGAAAAUGACUUCUUUGAAGACUGAAGACUUGUAUGCGUUUUACUUUACUUUUGCUUCUGGCUUUGUGUCCGUAUGUUGGUAUCAUUUUGUUUAAUGUGGGUAUGCUUUUGGUACAUGUAACACUAGCUAGCUAGAUUUUAAGACCCGAAUUGACAAAUCUUGAAUGAUUUACAACUUUAUUUGC
Molecule: messenger RNA, 1046 nt
Organism: Lactuca virosa
Lineage: Eukaryota; Viridiplantae; Streptophyta; Magnoliopsida; Asterales; Asteraceae
Source: the annotation of a GenBank genome assembly